This is a messenger RNA of Durusdinium trenchii, 2595 nucleotides long. The record is from the annotation of a GenBank genome assembly. NCBI's taxonomy places the organism in Eukaryota, Dinophyceae, Suessiales, Symbiodiniaceae.
AUGACCUCAGACUUGAAGGAACGUGCCAAGGUCGGACGGCGUGGCGUCUUCGGCACAUGUGCUGAUCGUUUCUAUCGAAGCCCCUUGAACGCCAAGGAAGGCCCUGAAGUGGAUUGGGACGGUGGCAACGCGGCCAUGGGCAAGGACCCCACCUCGCCCGAAGCCAGGUCUUCCUUCAAGUCCACCUCUCCGCGCAUGCGUCGCGAACGGGCCAAGGAGGUGGAUGUGGUCACGUUGGGUGACAUCUCAACCCCGGUCACACCGGCGCAGUUGGUGGAGCCCAGCUAUCGCUCGCCGUACCGGAUACCCAGGUCAGAGCACUUGUCAUUCGGCUCCGGACAGACCCGUUUCACCGAGAAGCAGGACACCGGGCACGGAGCACGGAGCGGUUUGGUGGGCCGGAAGGUCCUCAUGGCUGAGAACAUGGUCGCCGCGGGCAGCCUGGAUCAGCUGGGCUUGUGGAUGAACACCCCAGGGCUUCUGGAGCUUUUCUCCGCCAGCGAGCUGCUUCGUCUCCUCGAGCAAACCUCGCGCUUGAGCUCGAAGCGUUCGAGCGCUUGGAGCUCUGCGCUGGCGGUGGUCACUGAGCUCCAUGCUCGCCGCUGGAAUAAGGUGGGGGAGACGCUGGGCAGAGCCACUGACAUCUGCGAGAACUGUGGAGCCUGGCAGCGAGGGUUAGAUCUGCUGAAGACCCUCCAACAGCUGCGCCAUCCAACAACUCAUGCCGCCAAGUCAGCGAGCUGGCGCCUGGAAGAGUUCGCAGGGCCUGCAGGCAGACGUCCAAGGUUGGAGGCCAAGGGUCCUUCCCUACCGCAGGUGUUGAAGCAACGGCAGAUGACUCGCCUUCGCCACACGGAGCCCAACGAGGUCUCCGAGUCCGUGGAAGCGCUACAGCGAUUUCACCUGGAGCCUCGCGACUACGUGUGGAUUUUGGAGAAAUACAGCAAGGUCUUUGCGUGGGAGAAGGCGUUGGCCUUGUUGGAUGACAUGCGAGUCGCGGACUACCAUCCAGUCGUGGACCAUUACAACCGAGCAUUGCUGGCCUGUGAGCGGGCCAAUCAAUGGGAGCAAGUCAUGCAGAUCUGGGAAAGCUUGAAGGUGUCUGGAACACCUGACCGGAUGAGCUUCUCAGUGCUGCUGACACGAAGUUGCCAGCUGAGCCUUUGGCAGGACGCCCUAAGAUUUUGGAAGGACAUGGGCCCGGACAUGGCGAAUGAGAUGGUUUGCAGUCAGAUCAUGCGCGCUUGUGGCCGUGCUGGGAAGUGGGAGAUCGCGCUGGCCCUGAUGGAUGUGAUGCAGGAUCAGGAGAUGGUUCUGGACGAGGUGAUCUACGGGACGGCGAUCCAGGCAUGCGAACGGGCCCGGAAAUGGCAACAUGCCCUGGCCUUGCUGGUCACCUUACUCCCUGUUGAGCGCGCACGUCAAGAGGAAGGUCCUCAAGUGGACUUCUUGGGCUUGACAGAGGAGGAUUGGGAUGUGAUUGAGUCGCUUGAAGACGAGACGAGUGAUCCAAGAAUGGAGUUCCUGUGGGAUGAAUUCAAGGAUCUCUAUGGAAUUGAAGAGGAAGAGGAAGAGGUGACUCCGGAUUCUGCAGUCGAAGCAGUUCUACGGACGCUGGAGGUCCAGGAGCCCCACAUCUCUCCCAAUUUACCCAUCUUCAGCAGCACAGUCAGGGCUCUUUCUCGAGGCUUUCAAGUGGCUCGAGCGUUGGACAUUCUGGAGCAGAUGGCUUGCGCAGGGAUACAACGGUUCCUCGCGACCAUCGACGAUCCACGCGAAAUUCGACGCGGUCGACAUGGCGGAACUAUUCCGAUGGAACGUGCUGCAACGAUUCAGACAACAUCAGACACCUUGGUGCUGUUCUCCAGGGAUUUGAUGUUGAUGUCCGACUUUGCCACUGGUUGUGCAGAUGCUUGGCAUUCCUCCCUGCAGCUGCUGGAGGACGUGCUGGACAAGGGAGAUCUCGUGGUGGAUACUCCACUGAUCAACGCCGUGACCUGGGCCAUGACCUGCGCCAAGUGCUGGACGAGGGCACUCGAAAUGCGCCAAGUCUUGGACAACCAGAGUCUUCGACCCAGCACAGUCACGUUCAACACCUUGCUGACAGCAUGUGUACAAGCACGCGCAGCAGCUGCUUGUCAAGCUUUGCUCCAGGAGCUGCAGCGGUCUGAGUGUUUGCCCAAUCAAGACACCGAGAAGCUCAUAGCAGAAAUACGGGAUCAGGUGAAGAUCCAACCACUCCCGACCUCGAGACAGAAGACGGCCAUGCCCAAGAGCUUGGCGAAAAAGGUGAAAACGCGGACUGCGGAGGCAAACAGCAGCGGCCCAAUGCUCCGGGGGAGCUGCCUUCCGGACGUUUUCGGCCCAGUCUUGGAAGGCCCUGCGCCCAACCAGUACAACACGAUCGCCUCAAAGAGGCACAUCCAAGGAGCUGCGUCGCUCAAGGACAAGCGGAAGCCCAUGCUGGUGGGCUCAACAGCCAGCAGUGUGGGUCCAGGAAGUUAUGGCGAGCAUGUGGACACGAUGCUGUUGAAGAAGACCUACAAUGUGACGACCCAGGCUCGCAGCAUCAUCUCCUCCAACCGACCUGAGUGA